UUGCUUAAUUAUUAUGAAGGGAUAGAAAAAAAUGUGCGUUUUAUGCAGCCCAAUUAUGUCUGCAUAAUUAUGGUCAACUUUCAGCGGUUUUUGACAUGCGUACGUACAACAUUUGCACUAUGUUGUGUGAAUGCAACUAUUUUGGACAGUUGUAAAUGAUCACCAGUUGUAUGUAAACAAUAUGCAUGUAUUAUUUUGUAAAUACAUACAAUACAUACAUAUAUAUUGUACAACAAAAAACAACAAAAAGCGAAUGAACUGUCUGUAAUCUGUAGAUGUUUCUAUGUUUUCCCCUGAGCUGCAGCCAAAGGUGGAUUAUGACAGAUGUAAAUUUAUGUACAUAAAACUGUAGUGACCUUUUUGUUAUUGAUGUGACUGAGAUGUGUGACUAAAUUAAAAUAACCGUAACUGUUGUCAAGUAGUUUUUAAAGCAGUGGUUCUAACUUCAUCUGUCAACCUAAUAUGGCGCCCUCUGCUGCUGGAUGAAGUUUUACUUUCUUUCCUUUUAAAAAAAAAUCAAAACCUUUCUUUAUCUUGGGUCCCCUCUGCCUUAUAUUAUACAAGCUAAAAAACAACAAAAACAACAACGUAUUUCCCAAUAUAACUUUGCAUGAAGAAACAAUUAUCAAGGCCCUUAAUUGUCGUAUUUUUUAUUUUUAUUAAAAUAUAGUAAUGAAAGCGUCGUGGCCGUCCAGCAUCAGUUAUAUCCGGGAUAAAUUGUAUAAAACUGUAGUUGGGCUCCAUGAGUUUCAGGGUCACGCGCGCUUUUGUCAAACGCACACUCACUUUCCCUCGCGUGCGCGUUCUCGCUCGCUAUAUGUGUUAUAUUUAAUUUCCGGUUUUCAGGAAGAGGCUAACUGUAACUUCCGGGAAACUUGGGGGUGUGUACAGUUUACUCCAACUUCUUUUACCCUCGUAUGGACUUACAGGGUAAAGUUUUUGUCCUCUUGUUGUUUAUAUUCUAAAUGAUAAAGAUUUUUGUUGAUGUUGCUAACUAAAAAAAAAAAAAGAAGUGGUAAAGAAACGGGACGGGAUAAAUAAAAUUCCACAAGUUAAUUACAAGCAGCAGCUCUUCACCGUCGCAGCACGAGAGGCCCGCUGUAAUGAGUAUCUGUCAGGUAACCAAACUCCGCUCUGAUGUCAUGAAGAUGUAAUUGAAACCUUGCUGAAGGCUGCAGCCAGAGAGCCGACCGGAUCCCCGCCUCUCACCGGACUAACAUUCCGCUAAGAAGGACAAGAUCGGCUGUGGGAACAUGGCGCACUCACUUCGGAUUAACUUUCCCCAAGAAGGAGCAAAACUUUGCAGCGUAGCUACAUAGAAAAAGAUCGCACCAUCUUGACCCGGGCGAUAAGUUCGAGCGGCGGAGAGUGGAGAGAAGUGGAUGCAGCUAUUGUUGUGGACGCUGGCUGACUGUUUUCCUGCCCUGCUGCUGUCCGGCUGUGGGAUGAAAGAUUGGAGCCGCUGCCGCUGGAUUUAGCAGAGAUGGAAAAGCAAAGGACGAGGAAAGAAAAGUUUUCCCUGUUUGGUUCUCGCUCCACUGCCAGGACCACCACUCUCUCUUCGUCGCCCUCCUCUUCUACUGAACUAAUUCCUUCAGUAGCUACACUGAAAAGGUUGGACCGUUCCCCCGGCGGUGGCUCCUCAGGUCUAAGCAAAGCUGAAUUUUUGGAGCGGGUACGUCGCAGCAACCAGGCCUGCCAGCAGGGGGAGUAUGCGCUGGCCGUGCAUCUGUACAGUGAGGCGCUGACAGCCGACCCCCAAAACUGCAUCCUGUACAGCAAUCGCUCAGCGGCGUAUCUCAGACUGGGUCAGUACAGCACGGCGCUGGACGAUGCCAUCAAGGCACGACUCAUCAAUCCAAAGUGGCCAAAGGCCUACUUUCGUCAGGGGGUUGCCCUGCAGUACCUGGGGCGACAUGCCGACGCCCUGGCAGCGUUUGCGUCUGGGCUGGCCCAGGACCCCAAGAGUCUGCAGCUCCUUGUUGGCAUGGUGGAGGCCGCCAUGAAGUCACCUCUCAGAGACACCCUUGAACCCACCUACCAGCAGCUGCAGAAGAUGAAGCUGGACAAAAGCCCCUUUGUCGUCGUGUCUGUGGUUGGUCAGGAGCUGUUGACCCAUGGUUUCAACGGGGCAUCUGUGGUGGUGCUGGAAGCUGGGCUGAAGAUCGGCACCUGCUCACUGAAGCUGCGCGGCUCUGUGUUCUCGGCCCUGAGCUCCGCCUACUGGGCUUUAGGUAACGCAGAAAAGAGUAUGACCUACAUGCAGCAGGACCUGGAGGUGACCAAGACUUUAGGUGACCAAUCGGGUGAAUGCCGUGCCCAUGGGAACCUGGGCUCUGCGCUCUUCUCCAAAGGCAGUUACAGAGAAGCACUGGCCAAUCACAGGAACCAGCUGGUCCUGGCCAUGAAGCUCAAGGACAGGGAGGCUGCGUCUGAUGCUCUCAACAGUCUGGGCCAUGUGUACACAGCCAUCGGUGACUUCCCAAACGCUCUUGCCAGCCACAAGCAGUGUGUGCUGCUGGCACGACAGACCCAGUGUCAGCUCUCCGAAGCUCGCCAGCUGGGAAACAUGGGCGCCGUGUACACCGCACUGGGAGACUUCACCAACGCCGUCCAGUGUCACGAACAGCACUUGGAUAUCUCAAAGAAAUUGGAGAAUCGCCGCGAGGAAGCACGAGCGUACAGCAACCUGGGCAGUGCGUACCACACUCAGCGUGACUUUGAUAAGGCCAUCUCCUUCCACACGAGAGUGCUUGAUUUGGCACAAGACAUUGAAGACAGAGCCAUCGAGAUGAGAGCAUAUGCCGGUCUGGGCCACGCCGCCCGCUGCAUGCAGGACCUGGACAGGGCUCUGCAGCAUCACCAACACCAGCUGGAACUUGCUCAGGAGCUGCAGGACAGAGCGGCUCAGGGCCGAGCUUCGUCUAACCUGGGCAUCAUUCAGCAGAUGAGGGGAGAUUAUGAGACGGCGCUGAAACUCCACAAAUCCCACCUGGCCUUCGCCCAGGAGCUGGGUGAUUACGCCGCCCAGGGGAGGGCGUACGGAAACAUGGGCAACGCCUUCCAUGCGCUCGGCGUCUAUGACCAGGCUGUCCGCUACCACCGACAAGAACUACAGAUGUCGCUAGAGAUUAGCGAUCGUUCGUCACAGGCCUCCACGCACGGUAACCUAGCAGUAGCGUACCAGGCUCUCGGGGCUCAUGACCGGGCUCUGCAGCAUUACCUCCACCACCUCACCAUUGCACGAGAACUUCGAGACGUUCAGAGCGAAGCACGAGCGCUAGUGAAUCUGGGCAACUUUCACAGCUGGAGAGCAGAAUACGCUCAGGCCCUGCCGUACUACCAGCAGUAUCUAGCUGUGGAGCCGGGCCUGCAGGAUCUUGAGGGAGCAAGCAAAGUUUGCCACAACCUUGGUUAUGCCCUGUACUGCCUCAGGCAGUACAAAGACGCCGUCAGGUAUUAUGAGCAGCACCUUGGUUUGGCCAAAGACCUUCAGGACAAAUUAUCCCAGGCUAAAGCCUACUGUAACCUUGGCCUGGCCCACAAAGCACUGGGAGAGUAUAGCAAAGCGGAGGAGUGUCAGCGAUACCUCCUUUCUCUAGCACAAGCCCUGGACAACAACCAGGCGGUUUUCAGGGCUUUUGGAAACCUAGGGGAUGUUUGUGUGUCUCGAGGAGAUCUUCCUGGAGCUGUGAGGUUCUAUGAGCAGCAGUUAACCCUCGCUCAGAAAGUCAGUGACCUGAGGAUGGAAGCCGACGCCUACUCAGCCCUGGGCUCUGUUCACAGGCUGCUCCGACAGCAGGACAAAGCUUUGUCCUUCCACAGCCAGGAACUGACCUUGAGAAGGGACCUCGGCGACCAGCAGGGGGAGUGCCACGCCCUCGGUCACCUGGCUGCAGUACACAUGGCUCUGGGUGACUACGCCACAACCUUCCAGUGUUAUGAGACCCAGCUGGGUUUGGCUCAGGGGCUACGAGACGCCCGUCUGGAGGCCCAGGUCCACGGCAACAUGGGCAUCACCAAGAUUAACAUGGGCCUGUUUGAGGAAUCCAUCGGUUACUUUGAACAGCAGCUGGCCAUGCUGCAGCAGCUGAGUGGGUCUGAGGGCAUGAUGGAGAGAGGGAGAGCCUACGGAAACCUGGCCGACUGCUACGAUGCUCUGGGAGACUACGAGGAGGCCAUUCAGUACUAUGAGAAGUACCUGACUGUAGCUCAGAGUCUGAACCAUGUCCAGGAUCAGGAGAGAGCCUACAGAGCCCUGGGCAGUUCACACAGGUCUGUUGGUAAUCUUCAGCAAGCACUGGUGUGUUUUGAGAAGCGGCUGGUGGUUGCCCAUGAGCUGGGGGGAGACGGGGGGAGUAAGGCCCAGGCUUAUGGGGAGCUGGGCACCUUACACAGCCAGCUGGGUAACUACGAGCAGGCCCUCUCCUGCCUGGAACACCAGCUUAACCUAGCACGCGCAGCAGGGGAUAAAUCCCUGGAAGCAGAAGCUAGUGAUGCUCUUGGAGGCGUUUAUCAGCUGAUGGCAGACAAUGAGACAGCGUUACAGUGGCACCAAAGGGCUUUGGAUAUAGCCGAGCAGUUGAAGUGUCUGGGCAGCCAGGGCCGAGCCUACGGCAACUUGGGACUGACCUACGAAGCUCUGGGAAACUACGAGCGAGCCGUGGUUUUUCAGGAACAACACCUCAGCGUGGCAGCACAGACCAACGAUCUAGCAGCUAAAAUGUUAGCCUACGGAAGCCUGGGCAGGAUACACCAUGCUCUGCAAAACUGCACACAGGCUGUGAUGUACCUACAGGAAGGUCUUCGUCUGGCGGAGCAGUUAGGUCACAGGGAAGAUGAAGCAAAGAUACGGCAUCGCCUUGGUCUGUCCCUGUGGGCCAGCGGAAAUCUGGAAGAGUCACAGCACCAGUUGUACAGAGCGUCCGUGUUAUUCGAGACCAUCCGUCACGAGAUGCAGCACAGCACCGACUACAAACUCUCACUCUUUGACCUGCAAACAAGCUGCUACCAGGCUCUGCAGCGCGUCCUGGUCAGCCUAGGCCGACAUAAUGAGGCCCUGGCCAUAGCAGAGAGAGGACGUACACGUGCCUUUGCUGACCUACUGGUUGAGCGCCAGAAAGGAAGUCAACAGACCGCCGGCACUGACCCGUAUAUCCCGGUCACUGUAGAGCACAUCCUGGAGACGGUCAACAGUCAGAGGGCCAUGGUUCUCUACUAUUCUCUGGCUGGAGGAACUCUCUACAGCUGGCUGAUUUCUCCAGGAGCAGGUAUCCUAAAGUUUAAUGAGGUGUAUCUGGGCGAGCCUGGAUUUGAGAUGCAGGACGGCAGUGGAAGCCCACCAGGAGGAGGAGGAGGAGGAGGAGGAGCGGGGGUUAUCCCUCUGUCUCUGGACCAACUCAUCUGUAAUGCCAGAGAGGCUCUGGGAGUAGACAGCCAUUACAGCAGAAUUGGUUCCAGCAGUGAGACAGAAAGUGAGGCAGGAGAUCUGUUAGAGCAACAGUUUGAGGAGUUGAACAACAAACUCAUCACAGCCACCGACCCCACAGGCUACCUACGCAUGGUGUCCAGGAACAACCUGUUCAACAGAAGCUGUCAGAGCAUGACCAGCCUCUACAGUGCUACAGUGUCUCCGGUCACUGGAGGCCUUUCGUCUCCUCCAUGUCGACCAAGUAACAUACACAAACCUCCGCUGCGGGCCAUUUAUGACUUACUCAUCGCACCAAUGGAAGGGGGGCUAAUGCACAGCAGUGGUCCAGUGGGCAGACACAGACAACUCAUAUUAGUGCUGGAAGGAGAGUUGUACCUGAUCCCGUUUGCCUUGCUCAAAGGCAGCUCCUCUAAUGAGUACCUCUACGAAAGAUUCAGUCUCAUCUCUGUGCCUUCUUUAGCCAGUCUGGGAGCAACAAUCAAGCCUCAGCAUCAGCGUGGUGGGCCGUCACUUUGCACAGAUGGAGGUUCAGUGGCUGCAGUGGUCGGAGCGCCCCGUCUCCCCUCCAGCGUGAUGGGCCGCUGGUUGUGGGGGCCUCUGCCUUCAGCCCAGGAAGAAGCUCUGUGGCUGGGCGAUCAGCUCGGUUGUCAACCGCUCACUGGAACAAAUGCGACAAAGGAGCGCGUGCUGGCAGCUCUCGGUCAAGCCGAGUGCGUUCACUUCGCCACGCACAUAUCCUGGAAGCUGGCCGCCCUGGUCCUCGCCCCCGCCCCAGAGCAUGGAGCAGAGGGCACCAGGAACCAGCCCAGGGAAAAGUCACUGUGCGGGGUGUCACCUUCCACUGAGUCUGUGAGUCAGGAUGGGGAGAUGAGACGGUCCUUCUCCAAGAGCCACAGCAGCCCAGAGAAGCUGAGGGCAGCAGGUGAAGCCAGCGAGGAUGGAGACAGUGUGUGUGAAGUGGAGAGUGUGUGUGACACUCCAGCACUUCAAGACUUCCUCCUUACUGCUGCUGACGUCCUGGGCCUGUGCUUGAACGUCAAGUUGGUGGUUUUGAGGUUGUACCCAGAGUCCAACAGCAGGGUCACGGCCGACGGUGUGGUGGGUCUGACCCGGGCUUUCUUGGCAGCUGGCGUCCAGUGUGUGUGUGUCUCCCUGUGGCCGGUGCCUGUAGCAGCAUCCAAACUGUUCACACACACCUUUUACACCGCCUUGCUCAACGGCACCAAAGCCAGUGCUGCUCUGACCGAGGCCAUGAAGACACUGCAGAGCAGCAAGCACUUCUCACACCCGUCCAACUGGGCUGGAUACAUGUUAAUUGGGAAUGAUGUGAAGUUGAACAGUCCCAUGUCCCUGGUGGGCCAAGCCCUGGCAGAGAUACUGCAGUUCCCAGAGAAGGCCAGGGACGCCCUGAGAGUGUUGUUACACCUGGUUGAGAAGUCUUUGCAGCGUAUUCAGGGCGGUCAGUGUAAUCCAAUGUACACGUCACAGCAGAGCGUGGAGAACAAGGUCGGUGGUGUUCCCGGGUGGCAAGCCCUCCUUUCUGCGGUGGGUUUCCGGUUGGACUCUACCGGUAGCGGUACAGAACUCCCGGCGGUUUUCUUCCCCACAUCAGACCCUGGGGAUCGGUUACAGCAGUGCAGCACCACCCUACAGUCCCUGCUUGGUCUGACCCCUGCAGCUCUACAGGCUCUGUGUAAACUGGUCACAGUGUCUGAAGCCGGAGAGCAGCUUAUUCUCAAGCUUCACCAGGUGUUGGUGCAGUUGCAGUCCGGAGACAAAGAACACGACUUUUCCCUGGCUCCCAUUCAAGUGUCAAUAAGUGUGCAGCUCUGGAGGCUGCCGGGCUGCCACGAGUUCCUGGCAGCACUCGGCUUUGAUCUCUGUGAGGUGGGUCAGGAGGAGGUGGUGCUGAAGACUGGAAAACAGGCGAGCAGACGCAUCAUGCAUUUCGCCCUUCAGUCCCUGCUGGCUCUGUUUGACUCCACAGAGCUUCCCAAACGCCUGAGCAUGGACAGUUCUUCUUCUCUGGAGUCCCUGUCGUCGUCCCUGUCGACCUCCCAGCCUCACUCGUUGCCCCUCUCCCUCAGCUGUUACCCACCGCAGCCCAGUCUUCUGCCCCCUGUCUGCCCAGACAACCUCUCCUGUGAUGCCAUAUCCGUCUACAGCCUCAGCUCUCUCGCCUCCUCACUUAGUUUUCUGUCCAGGCCUGAGCCUGCAGGAAGUGACAUCAUCAGCCAGCGUUCGCAUCAACAGGAGCCAGACAGACAUCAAGGUGUGGCAGGCCUCUACUCUUCACACCACCAUUCAGGUGGCCUGUCAAAGAGACGAAUGGCCAAUCACGGAGGAGGGGACCAAGGGGAGGAUGAGGAGUACGAGGGCUACUCCAUCAUAAGCAGUGAGCCUUUAGGACGAGGAGGAAGAGACUGUGACACUCUGCCACUACCUGCAGGACACAGGCAGGGCAGAGGGGGAGGAGGAAGAGGAGCCAACGGGGCUCAUGGGUAUCCUAUAUCGAUCUCCUCCAAAGGCAGCAUCAGCACCCCCACGUCUCCCAUCAAAGCUCCAGCUCUGCCUGUUUCAGCCAGCCCUAAAAUAAGGAAGGAAAUCCCAUCUCCUCAGAGGACUAAGAAAGGGAAGGUCAGCAGUUCGGAGUCUGACCAGUCGAGCACUGAAACCGACAGCACAGUCAAGUCCCAGGAGGAGAGGACGAGGCCUGCAGGACAAAUGGAUCCCCAGGAACUGGCCAAGAAGAUCCUGGAGGAGACCCAGAGCCACAUGCAAGCUGUCAAGAGCCUACAGCAGGCAAACGUUAGGGGGAAAACACAGACUGAGAAGGAGCCGAGAGACAAGUCUCAUCCCAGACAACCUUCUGCGUCCACUCCAACAACACCAACUUUGACACCCACUGGUGGAGCACGUGGCUUCAAGCCCUCUGAGACCAGUGCGUUCAGCAGACCACCGAGCAGAGCCAGUCUGAAAGUUUCUUCGUCUCCGCUAUCUCUUCCAAGUAGUCGCUCACCCCUCCACCCUUCGUCGGUUUCAACUCCUCCUCCAACUCGCCCUAAACCUCCAUCCCGCUCUUCUUCGCUGCAGAAAAUCAGCUCCGGCUACAACAGUCCAGCUCAGUCCUCUUCUUUCUCAUCCCUCAACGAAAAGGAUCAGGGUUCUCCUGGUCCUGUAGCAGACGGGCUCACACAGACUCAGCUCAAACUCAAAUAUCCUUCCUCGCCUUACUCCGCCCACAUCUCGCCGUCUCACUCUCCUGCCAACAGCGCCCCAUCGCCGGCUCUGUCCUAUUCCUCCACGGGAUCCUCGGUGAGCCCCGGAACCACCCCCAAGAUGACGGACUCCAGACACGACACUAAAGUUCAGGCCAUUCACAACCUAAAAACAUACUGGGCCAACGCCGGCCAGAAACACGAGGUGCCAUGUCCUGCCAGUUUACUGCGAGGUGGAAACAAAAAGAUGAGUACUGUCCAGAAAGAUGUGCUGGGUUUGCUAAAUCUCUCGCCUAAACACAGGCCCCUGAGCAAAACUUCUGAAGGCUCUGAGGAUUGUAACAAUAUCAACACAGCAAACGGUCACCAAAAACUGGAGGCCAAGCCAUUCCCAGCUGCAGCUGCUUCUCUGUCCACUAACUCUAAAGGAGGCCUCAGUCUUCCCUCCGGGAAUGGCUACAAGUUUCUAUCACCGGGAAAUUUUUUUCCAUCUUCCAAAUGUUGAGAACCUAACGUCACUAUCUGCCAGUGCAUUCCAGUUUUCUGUUCUCUUUUCUGGCAGGAGAUGUUGGUUUGUAAGUGAAAUACAUCUGACGCCACCUGCAGUUUUUUAAAUAAAAGUCGCUUCAAAGGAUUGACUGGGAUUUUAUAUGGCAUUACUUUCCUGGAGGAGGGUUGUUGAAGAGGAGUUCAGGUUUUUAACAGUGCUUGUAUGAGGUACUGACAUACAGUACGGUCAGUGUAAUGCAGUGGUUCUUAACUGUUUUCUAUCACGCCCCCCCUUAAAGGACAAAAAUGUUUUCACCUCCGCUAAUUGAAAUACUAUUGAAAACCUGAUAAUAUGUAUAUUUUUAUCUGUACAAACCACUGUAUGAGUUGCUGCCAUCUAGUGACUGGAGGCUUGUUAUCAGUCAAGCAUUACAGCAGUGUGCCAUAUUCCAUUGGAAGCCCCUCGGGGCCCCCCGGCAAAUCACCAUCACAAUUUGAGAAGUACUGGUGUAAUGUAAAGCUAAGGAAACACAUCACAAAUACACUCUUUACAGAGGGAGUACACACCUAACAACUGUGUCACAGACUAAAACAAAACACAGCUGCCAAACUAUUGGGUGGUACAGUAUGGAUCUCAACCAACACUUUAUAGGAUCUGACUUAUAUAGGCUGCUGAUCUAGGACACUCUUGUAAAAGAGAUUUUUAAUCUCAAGAGGUUUUCGUGGUGAAAUAAAUUUUAAAUAAAAUUUAAAAAAAAUCUUUUUACUCGUGCUUCAGCUACAGCUCAGUCUGUUCCACUUCUGUGCUCCAGGUUCACUGUGCCACCACUCGCCCUCCUUCGCUUUUGGAGUUCCCUGUUAGCGUGAUGUUCUCACUGCUUCCCAUCUCCUGACCCUACUGUCCCUGUCCCACAUCAACACGUGUUUGCAGCUGAGUCGGUAAUCAGCUGGCACUGCCUGCCUGACAAUGUUUUGUGCCAAUCAGUUGAUCUGACUGUCCCCAACUACUGCAGACUGGUGCAGACUGACCACCUGGGAUUUGUGUCCUCAUCUUAAGUACGAGGUACGAGGAAGUGAGCUGGUACCAGAUUUUUGGUAAUGAGGCUUUUUAACGGUGAAAUUAGGCUUCAAACAUUCUUUUAAAACUCAUGAUUGAACAGAUUUGACCUGUGUUUAAUUUACUGUCUUGAUUUUUUUGUGUCCCUGCUUUUAAUCAAUGUCCUACAAGUCAGUCUGUCUAAGGAUGACUGCUACUACAUUCACACUACAGGCAGAGGUUGGAGAAGCCUGUUGUGUUUGGGCGGGGUGAAAGCGGGAGAGUGGUCUGCGACAAUCACAGCUGCUGUGUGUGGGGGGGUCGGGGGGCUCUCUGAAUGAUGGCAAAAACCAUCAAAUUGGCUGUAAUUUGCAUUUGAUACACACUGACAUAUAUUUGCUUACCUACGUCUGCUCCUGCACAUGUCUGUCACUGGAGGGCAGUAGACCGUUCGUUCACACUGGAGUCAGAUAAAAACUAAAAUGUGAACAACCAUGCAAAAAAAAAAGUGUAUCUCAG
Cynoglossus semilaevis (tongue sole) is the source of this 10693-nucleotide messenger RNA. RefSeq names its product tetratricopeptide repeat domain 28 (gene ttc28). The transcript has 34 exons. The record is from RefSeq and is a predicted model, not a curated record. NCBI's taxonomy places the organism in Eukaryota, Metazoa, Chordata, Actinopteri, Pleuronectiformes, Cynoglossidae. Bases 1484 to 9154 code for a protein of 2556 amino acids. Gene Ontology annotation, molecular function: protein binding.